CCCUCACGCACCCACAAUCCCUCGCCCGAAACCCUUGCUGCCGCCACCUACGCCUCUUGUUCCGGCGUGUCCUGGCGGGCCUCGCUGGCGCGCAGCCCAGAUCUGAGCUCCCCUGCCUCCGCUCUUCCCUCCGCUCCGGCCAGAUCCGGCUCUCGCGUCCCCGGUAGCUCAUCCCCAACCCCUUCCCACGGCUAGGAUUUCGAGGGUGGCGUUCCCACCAAUUCCGGCGCGGAGGCGGCGACUGUGCUCCGCCCUCUUCGACGCCCACCAACCUAGACGCAUGGCACGGCCAUGGCCAUGGCGGCGGCCAGAUCCACCCCCUCCCUCAUCUCCUUGCUGCCUCCACCUCCUCCCGUCCUGGAGCGGCGUGUCCCGCCACCACCUCCUUCCUUGAUGCGUCCCGCAGCGACGCCCAUCGCGUCCCGCAGAUGUCGUCCCUCUCCCUCAAUCCCCACCCCCAACCAAAAUCUUCCCCAUCUCCUCCGGCCGAUUCUCCUCCCCUCUGCGUCCCCUUCCCCACCCCCGCUCCCAGAUCGCGCCGCGCGCCGCCCCUGACCGCCGCGGGAACCCCACCCCGCCACCGACGAGGCCCGACCCCCCGGGGGCCCAUCCAAGAUGGUGCUCGCGUAGCUGGGCGGGAGCAUCUCCCGCGCGCUCGUGCAGAUGAGCAACGCCACGGUCGACGAGAAGGUGCUCGGGGAGUGCCUCAACAAGAUGCCCCGCGCGCUCCUGCAGUCCGACGUCUCGUGGCAGGGCCAAGUUUUAAAAGCAAACUUGAUCGACAUGGCCUCGCAGAACACCGGGUCGGGAUCGUCAACUUCUUUGGGCAGUCUAUUUGAUUCUGAUGUUGAAGAAAACAGUGCCCCUUCAGUGCCCACCAUAGAAGCUGACCGAGAUACCGAGGAGCUAGAUUCUUUCUCAAAAAAGAGGUCGUAUUUACUGAGCAAAAUGAGCUUCUCGAAGCAAGAAGUCGAUAUGGCAGUCAGUGAGUUAGGUGAGUGUGCAUCAAUUGAUCAGCUUGUGAACUGGAUUGUGACCGCUCAAGAAGCUACAACUGAGCCAUGGGCAAGGGACAAGACUUGCAUCAACAUCGUGGUCAUUGGUGAUGUCGACCACCACUGGUCAUCUGAUCUACAAGCUUGGAGGUAUUGACAAGCGUGUGAUCGAGAGGUUUUAGAAGGAAGCCACUGAGAUGAACAAGAGGUCAUUCAAGUAUGCAUGGGUGCUCGACCAGCUGAAGGCUGGCCGUGAGAGGGGUAUCAACAUUGAUAUUGCCAUGCGGAAGUUCGAGACCACCAAGUAUUACUGCGCUGUCAUUGAUGCCCCUGGACACCUUGAUUUCAUCAAGACUCCACCACUGGUUGUUUCUCCUAGGAUGGCUGGACCUGUCAGCACGCCCUCCUUGCUUUCACUCUUGGAGUGAAGCAACAAGGUGAAUGGAACUUGUGUUGUUGGUAGAACUCCGUUGAGGACUUCUACCCAUGUUGAAGAGCAUGUUCUGUGGUAUCCAAGAGUAGCUAGCUUCUGUACUGGCAGAGCGGUCUAUUUGUAGAUCCCAAUAUUUAUGAUUGUGUGGAUCUGGGUGAAGUUUGAAGUUCCUGGGUAUGCAAGAUUCGAUGGUUAAACUGGUUGAUGUGAUGGAAUGAGUGUAUGGAAACUGGGUGUUGUGAUGUGAAUGAGUGUAUGUAGUUUCACGUGUUC
Messenger RNA from Triticum aestivum (bread wheat), 1701 nucleotides. RefSeq names its product probable inactive DNA (cytosine-5)-methyltransferase DRM3. The record is from RefSeq and is a predicted model, not a curated record. Lineage: Eukaryota; Viridiplantae; Streptophyta; Magnoliopsida; Poales; Poaceae. The coding region runs from base 664 to 1152 and encodes 162 amino acids. The transcript has 7 exons.